Molecule: messenger RNA, 765 nt
Organism: Camelina sativa (false flax)
Lineage: Eukaryota; Viridiplantae; Streptophyta; Magnoliopsida; Brassicales; Brassicaceae
Source: RefSeq, a predicted model, not a curated record
CUUAUUUUCAUUUGCGUUUUAUCUUUUUUUUCAAUGGAGCGGAAGCCUUUCGUGGGUCAAUAUUUGAUAUGGGUAUUGAUACUGUUGGGGCAGCUACAUGGACACAAAAGCUGUAUUGAGAAAGAGAGGAAGGCUUUGUUGGAGCUCAAGACAUACUUGAUCCCAGUGACUAUAGCAUGGGAGCAAGACUCUGCUCUUACUUGGACGAAUGACACAAAGAGUGAUUGCUGUCAGUGGAAGAGGGUUGAGUGCAAUCGGAAAAGCGGGCGGAUUAGGGAGAUUUCCUUUGGUGUAAGAUACCUUAAGAAUCCUCUCCUAAAUCUUUCUUUGUUGCAUCCCUUUGAAGAAGUUCAAAGUCUGGACUUAUCCUCAUUUGGGUUCGGAAACAUGGGAUUCAGUGGCUUGUUUGAUGACGUUGAAGGUUAUAAAAGCCUAAGGAGAUUAAGAAACCUGAAGACUAUGAAUCUCUCUUCAAAUGCAUUCAAUAACAGCAUUUUUCCAUUUCUCAAUGCCGCAACAUCACUCAAAACUUUGUAUCUUCAGGGAAACCAAAUGAAUGGCCCUUUUCUUGUUAAAGAACUUGGAGAUUUGAAAAACUUGGAACUGUUGGACCUAAGCAGUAACAGGUUCAAUGGCUCCAUACCAGUACAAGAGUUAUCUGUCCUGGCGAAGCUGAAAGUUCUGGAUCUAAGGGUUAAUGGGUUUUCAGGCUUAAUGGAUUUGCAAGGCAAGUUUUCUCAAAUAUUUCACCUUUUUAUAUAAAGA